CAAUAUUUGUACCUUGUAUACCAUAAUUUGUAGUGUUCGAAUAAGUGAAUAAUGGAGCAUAGGGCUCCGAUUGACGAGGUGUCCGCGGAAAACAAGCCUGCCAUUUGUCCGCUGGCCGAUUGUCAGGCGGUUGUGCAGCACACCCACUUGCUGCGCCACAUGAUCAGCGAACAUUUGGAUUCGCGGGCGCGAGCUUUGCCCUUUCAACUGCGGCUACGCGAAGUGUCAACAGGUCAGCGCACCCUGCUGAUGCUCGCCUAUCGCCAGCUGAUCGUGGACCAUGAUCAGUGCUUGGCCGUGCUGAACUGGAGCUCCGAUUCCCGCAUCGACCUUAUGGAACCGCAGUUGGACCUGCCGCCCUGCCACCAAGGAUUGAGCUAUCACCUGCCCGUGUUGGUGAUGGUCUGCAGGACCACAUGGAAGUCGCUGUUGCAACAGGACGAUGAAAAGGCCGUCCAGGAAACCAGGGACUUAGCCACGGAAUGGGGCACUGUCUAUCUGCUGUGGCUCGUCUCACCAUUUACGCGUCGUCCGGUUUAUGCAAAUAUAGGCGUGCUGAAUAGCCAGAUGCAGUGCGUCGCCCGGCGGAAUCGGCGACGGGUGCGCAACUUUGCCAGCCGGAUGCCCAUUAGCCAGUUCAUCAACGGGCUGGAUCCGUUCUUUGUCAGCCUCAACGAGGAUCAGCUCGAAGAGCUGUGCGAUGGCGGUGGCAACCGGGUCUCCGUCUUCUUGGAGGUCAUAAUCGAGGGCGAAAUGUCAUAGAAAUGUAACCCUAUUAAUAUGAUUCGUUUUAGCGAUUGUUUGUAUGGCAAACAUUAUAGAAACCAAAUAAAUUCUCAAGUGACAACCCGGA
This is a messenger RNA of Drosophila santomea, 853 nucleotides long. RefSeq lists its product as uncharacterized. The record is from RefSeq and is a predicted model, not a curated record. The coding region runs from base 52 to 762 and encodes 236 amino acids. Lineage: Eukaryota; Metazoa; Arthropoda; Insecta; Diptera; Drosophilidae. The transcript has a single exon.